Molecule: messenger RNA, 237 nt
Organism: Paramecium pentaurelia
Lineage: Eukaryota; Ciliophora; Oligohymenophorea; Peniculida; Parameciidae
Source: the annotation of a GenBank genome assembly
AUGUUAAGGAAUGGAGAUGUUAGAACCUAUGAUUUUAUAGUUUAUGCAUCAGAUUCUAACAAAGAAAUAAUAAUAUUUGAUUCAAUAACUUAUUAUAUUGAAGUUGUCACAAUUAAAUUUCCAAAUUAGUUAGUCAAAUAUUUUCAAAUUUAUAACCAAGGUGGAAAUUUAGAGGCUAAUUUUAUUCAUAUCAUAAAGGCUGAGAAUUAAAAUAAUAUUUAAAUUUUUUGUAUUUGA